CCAUCUCGCGAACAAGGAGCGAGCCUGGGUAACUUGCCAUGCGCAGUUGGAGGCUCAUUUGAAACUAUUUGCUAGCUAAGCUAACUGAUAUCUGUCUAUUAAGCGACGGUAUGCGCUUGCAUUCAUCUAUCGCAGGACGGAUUUAAAAUGGAGCAUCGUUACGUUGACGGUUCGGGAGAGCUUAAUGAUGAGAACUCCAGCACCAGGUCCACCUCACCAUCAUCAUCAUUGGGUCAGUCUCCUACAAUGGACCGUAAUCCAUCCCCACCACCCGAAAGAGAUGGCGAACAGGCAGAAGAUAAAAAUGAAGUGGAUGCUAUCGGAGAGACGGUGUACAGCAAGCACUGGCUUUUCAGCACCCUAACACGUUUGAUCCAGAUGGUAACGGACUUUUCACAAGAAGAUUCUGAAUCUCAGAUGCAGCUGACAAGGGAAGAUGAGGAUGAUUUGUGUAAAAUUUGGGACAUGGCGAUGGAUAAGGAUGUGGCAGGUUUCUUGCAAGAGUUCAAAGCUGCAGAUAUUCUGCUUGGAGUCAUAGCAAAAUCCCAGUGCCCUCGUCUUACAGAGAUCUGUGUGGGCAUCUUAGGUAACAUAGCCUGCUUCCCUGACACCUGUCUGACCCUCAGCCAGAACAAAGACCUCGGCGCUGUGCUGUUGCUUCUCCUUGGAGACACAGACCCUCCCACUCUACUGGAGACGAGCAGGUUACUGCUCACCUGUGUCUCCCAGAGGGACGUGUCUGGUCUGUGGCUGGAGCGGAUAAGGCAGAACACCUCUGUGCCCUCCAGCCUCUGCUUCAUCAUGAGCAGCUCCACCAACAUGGAUCUGUUGGUGAAGGUUGGGGAGCUGGUGGACAAGCUGUUUGACCUGGACGAGGAGUUGAUGAAGAGCUGGAUCUCCCCCCAGCCCGCCGAGGAGGAUGGGGAGUCCCGUCCAGACUUGGCCUCCUCGCUGCUCGAGGCUGCCAAGCAACUGAGACUAGAGAGUUCAGAAGGUCUAGAAGCCUACCUACAUACCCUUCAGCUCCUAACUACUGUUGAUGAGGGCAUUCGGGCCUUGGCCGUCCCUGAUGGUGUGGGCCAAGCAGUCUGGGACUUUCUCUGUGAGGUUGUGUGUGAAGACCUUUGUCAGCCAGAUGACCCACCUCUGGUCUUACAGGAGCAGAACCUGCUGCUGGUCCAGGCGCUGGCUGUGCUCUCAGCGCUCUAUGCAUGCCCGGACCACAGCCACCGCAAAGCAGACACCUACUUGCCCUUAAUUGGAAGCAUGCUGCGGGUUGUGCAGUACCACAGGGAGUACCAGCAGAGCAAGGCUGAGGUCAGAGCCUGCUCAGGUGACCCUCAGAAGGGGAAGGGACAGGACGACCAGCUCCAGGCUCUGAUGGAGACCACCACGGAGUUCCUGGCUGACAUGGUGCCUCACCUGUCCAAGGACAUGGUGGCUGACUUGUUAGGAAGAGGGUACCUGACAGACAGAUCGUGUCUGUCAGCUACAGACAGUCUGCUCCCCCAGUUCACGCCAGCGGUACAUCACUUGGUGACCAUGUUGUCAGAGACAAAUCCGCAAAUGGCAGACAUGGUAAAGAAGCAGUUUCCGGCCGUAGAAGUCCCAAGGUGAUCUAGGUCUUUGCAUCCACAGUUGGUAUUAAUGAAACUUCAGAUAUCUUUGUUGGGAAAAAGAUUUUUAGAGGCUGUAGCUCUUUCGUUUGAGACUUUGAUAUCGAGACAGUUUCAUUAAAUCAGUCACGGACCGUACAGUGUAAGUGUCACAAUACGAUGAGAAACAUACAUUUCGAUCUAUAUUUCUAUCAAAAUUGAUUUGACUGUAUGCUGUCACUUAGUUAACAUAUUUUUUGUUUGCGUAUGCGAAGGGAAUUCAUAUUUGAUAUUUUUGUAUAUUUUAUAUUUAUAUAGAUGUUAAAAAUGUACUUGCUUUCAAUACUGCUCGUUGUGAAUAUUUUUUGACUUUUUCUACUAGCCUUAAAAAUAAACUCAAACCACAAUCUAUGUAUUUGCACCAUGUCAACAUUUCUGAAUGGAUAUGGUUUGCUUUUUACAUGUGUAUUAAAGUCUCAUCGCUAACUUGCUACCAA
This is a messenger RNA of Osmerus eperlanus (European smelt), 2092 nucleotides long. It is a transcript of the gene saal1, whose product is annotated as serum amyloid A-like 1. Gene Ontology annotation, biological process: positive regulation of synoviocyte proliferation. Lineage: Eukaryota; Metazoa; Chordata; Actinopteri; Osmeriformes; Osmeridae. The record is from RefSeq and is a predicted model, not a curated record. The transcript has 12 exons. Bases 148 to 1617 code for a protein of 489 amino acids. Gene Ontology annotation, cellular component: nucleoplasm.